Babesia ovata is the source of this 1437-nucleotide messenger RNA. Its product is annotated as rhomboid protease. The transcript has 2 exons. Lineage: Eukaryota; Apicomplexa; Aconoidasida; Piroplasmida; Babesiidae. Bases 1 to 1437 code for a protein of 478 amino acids. Gene Ontology annotation, molecular function: serine-type endopeptidase activity. The record is from RefSeq and is a predicted model, not a curated record. Gene Ontology annotation, cellular component: membrane.
AUGACCUUCGCCAUGUGCCUACGCUCUUGUACUUGGCGGAGGCUCGGUAACUUUCAGAUUGCCAAUAUUGUCAGUACAAGGAAUCGACAUGUAUCCGCUGGGCGGCUGUCUCAAUCGCCAUCAUCGGCUAUUGCCGCUACGGUGGCUUGUGGUCGACGGCAUGCCGUGGUACCAGUGUUGCCGUCCGAAGAUUCCGGGAAAUCUGGUUGGAGUGCUAGAGGUUCUUUUGACGACAACUACUACCGCAGCAUCGCAUUUAUGAGCAGUACUGUCUUCACGUUGUGCCGUUCUCGUGAUCAAUACAGGCCUGCAGACAGGCGUUAUGACGAAGUACGAUCGCCCUCUGAGAAUCGAGCAGCGUAUGACUCCCGUCCGGACGACGACGAAGACGGCGUAGAUAUUCCCAUCGAUUUCGGUGUUGGCAAUCGCUCCCGCACCGUUCGAGAUCGUCAUGCAUUCCAUGCCGGGAGAGGUGGCGAGGAUGGCUGGUGGGAUCGUUUGAAGCGCUACUUAUCGGGUGUGCGGCAACCGUUCGGAUCUGGCGGCGGCUUCUCGUGGUCGUCGAUGGGAUCGAUGCCGUGGCUGGCCAACGUGACGCCUACUUUGGUUGGCAACGCAAUCCUAGUAUGCUGCGGUGCCGUUUACGUACUGUGGUUUAUGAGCGACAGGCUCAGUAGUGCGCGGUUGUUUCGAUUCAUGAAUCGGAAUUUCGUGGCGUCGCAAAAUUCUCUGAAGCUACGCCGCUGCCACACGCUCCUAACAUGCGCGGUGAGCCACUCGACAUUGAUGCAUCUGCUGUUUAACUGCAUGAUGCUGCAUCAGUUAAUGAGCACUUUUGAACGCCAGAUGCAUCCCGCUGGACCCUUGCAGAUGGGUAUUCCUACUUUCGAACGUUUCCUCAGGACGGUGUCGUCAAGCCUGGAAAGUCUAUUCUGGCCGGACAGUCGCCCGACAAGUCGUCGCAACGGUGUGCAAACAUCCGAUAUUCUGAACGUGCUGUUGCUGUCCGCCGUCGGAUCGAGCCUGGGCCACGUAUGCCUGUACAGCAACCCCGUUUUGGGCGCUUCCGGCGCCGUAUCUGGUCUUCUAUACCUGUUGGCGUCUACGUUUCCGAACAGCUACUUCCGGACCGUCUUCCCGAUACCCGGAAUGCAGCUGAGCAUUCUGCAGGUGUGCCAGGUGUUCGUGGCGACGAACUUGUAUUUCGUCAUCUACGGCAGUGGUUUACGCAACAUUGCGUGGGCUGCACACCUCUUCGGUUUAGGUGCAGGCGCGGCAUACUGCUGGUUACAGCAGUAUGUGUUCAAGCGGCCAGGAUUCCACGAUCCGGUGUCGCUGUCGCUCAAAACCGCCAAGCGGCAGUGGGCACAGACGUUUAAAGGUAAGUUCUUUUUACGUAUUUUAACACACUUUCCAGGUAUCAGAGGCGGCUUUUAG